Messenger RNA from Mytilus trossulus (common blue mussel), 1468 nucleotides. RefSeq lists its product as uncharacterized. The record is from RefSeq and is a predicted model, not a curated record. The transcript is spliced from 3 exons. The coding region runs from base 16 to 1458 and encodes 480 amino acids. Lineage: Eukaryota; Metazoa; Mollusca; Bivalvia; Mytilida; Mytilidae.
UUAUGUUUAAAGACUAUGUCGUUAACGGAGGACAUCAAAUGCCUCAGUGAUAUAAUAUUUGUUUUACCACAGCGGGUUCGGGUAGUGGAAGCCGUAAGGGACUUACCAUUUGCUGCAGGGGAUAUUCUAGUGUUGGAAUUGGUAAAGAAUUUAGAUCUUGUGGAAGGAAUUGACAGAGUAACCGAAGACAAAAUUCGUAUUCCUUUAGACUAUCACGGGAAAGUGCACAGGCUUGGACAACGUUGUAGUUCGGUUGCUGAAAUCCAUCAGGAUAAGUCCACGUGGUUCAGUGUUGAAGCACCAUUUGAAACACCGAUAUCGCCAUGGCAAAAACGGGUAGUGAAAAGUGGAAGCGUUGUUGAAUUAACCGAUAUUGAACAUGACAAAGGAAUUGUUGUCCGACUAUUAGAUGACCCUGUUUUCAUUUCAGAAGAAACACCUUUACACUUUAAGAUUGUAUUAGACGAAGAAGAAACGUUAAAGGAAAUUGUUCAUGAUUUUGGAUUACAGACUAUAGUGAUAAAGGAUGAAUACGAACAUCCUAGUGAGUUGUAUGCACCGGGUAAUUACAUAUUAACAAAUAUUGUAAGUGAGGAAUUUGUUCUUGGUUACAGGGAAACUUUCCCAGGAGGUCAACAGACACAUUUCAUUAUACCAGUCUCGUGUGGCUUACGGCUUAUUCUGGAAAUGUCAUCCCCAAAUAUCUCAAAACCAUAUAAAAAUGCAUUUUUCGUGCCAAAACAUCUUUAUAGUAAUGAUAUGAUAGCGAAGUUGUACUUGGAAUAUUUAAAAACGAGAACGAGACUUUUAGAAGUAAAAGAAGAAUAUGUACCGGAUAUUCCACCAAGACUUACAAAAUCUUCUGUCAGCAGACAAUCUCUAAUGUCCAACCAAUCAGGAGCUAGUUCUGGACCUGUCAGACCAGACAGACGGAGACGAACCAUUUCAAUACAAUCAGAGGAUAUACCAAAGCCGUUUGAGCGUCUCUCGUCUCUUGACGAAACCAAGUGUGCAAGUUUGUCGGAAGUAAAUGAUAACGUGUUUGAAGGCAGCUCCGACGGGAAUUCUGAGGUGAUAUCUCCUCCUUACAUGGAACUAAACAAGACUGAUAUCGCAACUACUCAUAUUUAUGAUGAGAUGGCAUUUGACGACAUGGAAAAUACUCAAUGUGCAGAAAAUACAACUACCUCGACCACUAGAAAUGUGUUCUUUAUGUGCUGUGGCAAAUCUUGUGAAGAUUCGGAUGAUAUCCACGAUAUGUCAGUAUAUCGACUGGUAAAAUUCUUAAACAGAAACCAGUUGCCGAGUAUGGCUGAAAUAUGUAACAAACAUAAGUUAGAUGGCGCAUUUAUCUCAGAGUUAACAAUAGAAGAUCUUAUGAACGAACCAUUUCUACAGAGCGAAGAACAAGUGGAAAUCUUUAUUAGCUUGGUUUCUAAACAAAGUAAAAAUAAAUAAUAUCACAUAA